This is a messenger RNA of Jaculus jaculus (lesser Egyptian jerboa), 2092 nucleotides long. RefSeq names its product glucuronidase beta (gene Gusb). The record is from RefSeq and is a predicted model, not a curated record. Gene Ontology annotation, molecular function: signaling receptor binding; beta-glucuronidase activity; carbohydrate binding. Bases 21 to 1976 code for a protein of 651 amino acids. Gene Ontology annotation, biological process: glucuronoside catabolic process; carbohydrate metabolic process. The transcript has 12 exons. NCBI's taxonomy places the organism in Eukaryota, Metazoa, Chordata, Mammalia, Rodentia, Dipodidae.
AUCGGCGACCGGCGGCCGCCAUGAGCCUUCGCUGGGCUGCGUGCUGGGUGGUCCUGAGCCCGCUGCUGUGCGGCUGCGCGCCGGCCCCCCGGGGCGGGAUGCUGUACCCGCGGGAGAGCGCGUCCCGGGAGCUCAAGUCCCUGGACGGGCUGUGGAGCUUCCGCGCCGAUCUGUCGGUCGGCCGGCACCAGGGCUUCGAGCAGCAGUGGUACCGCCGGCCGCUGCGCGAGUCGGGCCCUACUUUGGACAUGCCAGUUCCCUCCAGCUUUAAUGACAUGACCCAAGACGAGCAACUGCGUAGCUUCAUCGGCUGGGUGUGGUAUGAACGGGAGGCGGUCCUGCCGCAGCGAUGGACCCAAGAUCCAGGCACAAGAGUGGUUCUCAGAGUCAACAGUGCCCAUUACUAUGCCAUUGUGUGGGUGAAUGGGAUUCAUGUGGCCGAGCACGAGGGCGGCCACCUCCCCUUUGAGGCUGACAUCAGCAAGCUGGUGCAGAGUGGCCCCCUGUCCUCUUUCCGUGUCACCAUCGCCAUCAACAACACCCUCACUCUACAUACCUUGCCACCAGGAGCCAUCACCUACAAGGACGACCCCUCCAGGUACCCCAAGGGUUACUUUGUCCAGGACACAAAGUUUGACUUCUUCAACUAUGCGGGGCUGCAUCGGUCCGUGGUCCUCCACACCACGCCCACCACCUACAUCGACGACAUCACUGUCACCACUGACGUGGACCGAGACAUUGGGCUCGUGAAUUACCAGAUUUUUGUACAGGGCAGUGAACAUUUCCAUCUGGAAGUGUGUCUUUUGGAUGAGGAUGGCAAAGUCGUAGCUAAAGGGACAGGGAACCAGGGCCAGCUGCAAGUACCCAACGCCCAACUCUGGUGGCCGUUUCUGAUGCAUGAACGCCCUGCCUAUCUGUACUCCUUGGAGGUGAGGAUGAAUGCCCAAGGGACAGAUGGGCCUGUGUCUGACUGGUACACUCUCCCGGUCGGGAUCCGCACAGUGUCGGUCACAGACAGCAAGUUCCUCAUUAACGGGAAGCCUUUCUUCUUCAAUGGGGUCAACAAACACGAGGAUGCGGAUAUCCGAGGGAAGGGCUUUGAUUGGCCGCUGGUGAUGAAGGACUUCAACCUGCUCCGCUGGCUUGGCGCCAACUCAUUCCGUACAAGCCACUACCCAUAUGCCGAGGAAGUGUUGCAGCUCUGUGACCGCUAUGGGAUCGUGCUCAUCGAUGAGUCUCCUGGUGUGGGCAUUUCGUUGCCCCAGAGCUUUGACAACCAGUCUCUAGAGCACCACCUACAGGUGAUGGAGGAGAUGGUGCGCAGAGACAAGAACCACCCUGCUGUAGUGAUGUGGUCCGUGGCCAAUGAACCUGCUUCCGCACUGAAACCCGCAGGUUACUACUUCAAGACGCUGAUCGACUACACCAAAGCCUUGGACCCUACCCGGCCUGUGACCUUUGUGACCCACACCAGAUAUGAUGCAGACCUGGGGGCUCCGUAUGUAGAUGUGAUCUGUGUGAACAGCUACCUGUCUUGGUAUAACGACUUUGGGCACUUGGAGGUGAUUCAAAUACAGCUGGAGACCCAGUUUGAGAACUGGUAUAACACUUACCACAAGCCAAUUAUUCAGAGCGAGUAUGGGGCAGAAGCCAUCACAGGUCUUCACCAGGAUCCGCCUCUCAUGUUCAGCGAGGAGUACCAGAAGGCUCUGUUGGAGCAGUACCACUUGGUUCUCGAUCAGAAACGCAAAGAAUAUGUGAUUGGAGAGCUCAUCUGGAAUUUUGCUGACUUUAUGACUAACCAGUCACCAACAAGAGUAAUCGGAAACAAGAAAGGAAUCUUCACCCGGCAGAGACAACCCAAAAGUUCAGCAUUCCUUCUGCGAGAGAGAUACUGGAGACUUGCCAACGAGACCUGGCCCCACAGGUCACGGGAGACGCCUUGGCAUUUGGGAAGCAGGCGGUUUACUUUCUAAAGUCACAACUACCUCAGAGCUGAUGAGGCCUGUGCUCCUCACCCAGCAGCACAGGUGCCCUGAACGGUUCAUGGUGAUCUGCUAGAGGCGACAAUAAAGCUUUUCUGGUUUGAGAA